This is a messenger RNA of Mitosporidium daphniae, 1167 nucleotides long. RefSeq names its product zinc knuckle domain-containing protein. The record is from RefSeq and is a predicted model, not a curated record. The transcript has a single exon. Lineage: Eukaryota; Fungi; Microsporidia. Bases 1 to 1167 code for a protein of 388 amino acids.
AUGCUUCCCCGUAAUGCCCAAUUCACGGUUUCUGGAAAGCCAAUGGCACCCUCAAAGUGCCAAAAGUGUCUUCAGGAUGGCCAUUGGACUUAUGAAUGCACCGUAGCACCACAUUACUCAUAUAGACCGUCUCGCUCUGCAAUCUUGAAAGACCCAUCUCUUAAACCCGAACUACUUCAUCCUCCGGAAUUUCAUCCAAAGACCUGUGAACCUUGCGAUGAAUUGCCAUUUCGUGAAAUUGAACAGCAGGAGGAAGAAAAAAAAGACCCCAAUAUUGAGGAGCCAAAGCCUUUUGAUAUAAAUUCGGGGAACUUGCAAGCAAAUACCGAAUCAGACCCAGCAUCACAAAAUACCGUGCAGUCUGGGACCUCUCUUCCAUCAAGAAAUGAUACGUAUCCGGGGUCUGUAUUUAUCCAUCAGGAAGAGCAAGAAAGCCCCGAGGCACACCGACCUAAUCAUCUUCAAGAAAAUAACUACAAAGGGCAUAAUAUUGAAGGUGCUCAAAGAGAGGCGCCACACUACAAGGUUUCUUCAGGCAAAGAAAAGAAUGCAGCUGAUAAAAUGGAAGAUUCAAAAAACGAGGCUGGCAAAAACCGCAGCGAGGAUCGUUACAAUGGCCGCUCCCGAAGCAGAGACGAAGGUCAUUAUAGCGGCAGAGCUAUAAAUAGAGAUCAGGAUCACCGCAAUGAUAGAGCCAAAUAUGAGUAUCGUCACAAUGAUAGAGCCAGAGAUGAUUCUCCAAGAAGAAAAAGGACAUUUGAACAAAAAAGAACAGAGAGUAGUUAUGUAAGAGACACAGGAAGCCAAUCUGAUAUGCUCAAGCGGAAAAGUAGCUACUCAAAUCAAGUAAAAGGAGAUUUUGAGGAAAAAAAUUACAGCAGAUUUCGAGCAGAUACUUUGAAAGAUACAAACAAUGAAGCCUUUCCUAAGGAAGAUUAUUUUGCACACUCAAAGCAGAAAAGUUUUGCAGAUCAAAAUAGGCAUCCAGGGAAACCAACGGAUCAGAACUCAAGACGUGAGGUGCUUGACUCCAUGCCUUCACGCUACCAGCGGGAACAACAGAACGUCGAACAUGCUGGGACAAAAGGCUGUGAACCACUAUCCCCACCAUCCCCCUGUUCAUCCUCCUCAUAUCUUUCUUCGUCAUCUCUUGAUUCGGAUAAUUAA